Symbiodinium sp. CCMP2456 is the source of this 690-nucleotide messenger RNA. NCBI's taxonomy places the organism in Eukaryota, Dinophyceae, Suessiales, Symbiodiniaceae. The record is from the annotation of a GenBank genome assembly.
AUGGGCUUCCUGAAAGUUGAAGAACGUUCGGCGCUUGCAGGCUUGGGCGCUGCGAAAGACAUGGACGUCUUCAGCUUCGAUUUCGAGGAGGAUAUCGAAGCCAAGGAUGCCGAUCGCGAGGAGAGCCUACGAGCUGAAGGCUUGACCUCUGCCGAAGGGGCUCUGAAUCGAGGCUCGCGAACGGUUUGCCGCCAUUGGCUGAAGAACCUCUGCAUGAAAGGUGACAAGUGCGAUUACUUGCACCAGUUCGACUUGAAUCGCAUGCCGGAGUGCUUGUUCUUUCUAAAGACCGGGAAGUGCUACGACCCGGACUGCCUCUUCAAGCAUGUGGCCGCCAGCGAGCGGCAGGAAUGCCCCAGAUAUCGUAUGGGCUUCUGCAAAUACGGCCCGUUGUGCCGAAUGUCGCACGAGAGGCUGCCCAAGGAUAAGAUGCCGGAUGUGUUGCCGGACUGGUUUUUGCAGCCACUGCUCAAGAAUGCGCACCUCUUGCCCAAAGCGGCGGACGUCAAGCUGUCGUCUUUCGAGUUCCGGAGGACACCGGACAUCUCUUUCACAGCCUCCACCACAGCGGAGCUGGGAGCUAUCCCGGGCCUCCCCCCGCCGGUGCAGGGGAAGUGCCGAUUCUUCGUCAUGCGCUCAGUGAACCUCCGCAACCUGCAGAUCUCCGCCUGCAAGGCGGGCUUACGGUGA